Molecule: messenger RNA, 2335 nt
Organism: Drosophila nasuta
Lineage: Eukaryota; Metazoa; Arthropoda; Insecta; Diptera; Drosophilidae
Product: apoptosis-inducing factor 3
Cellular component (GO): cytoplasm
Molecular function (GO): oxidoreductase activity, acting on NAD(P)H; 2 iron, 2 sulfur cluster binding
Source: RefSeq, a predicted model, not a curated record
CGAUUCGCAGCUCAUGAACGUCGGACGUGUGUUCGUCGCUGUUCUCUGCACAAUCCGAUCCAAGUGACUUGGCCGUUUUAACGCUGAAGUCUCUCAACGCGUCCGUCAUUCAAUAGUUUAAUCUUAGCUGUUGCAUGCUGUCGUCGUCUGUCGCGCCGGGUUGCGCUCGAAAAAUUGUUCAGUUUUAACAUUGUUUAAGCAAUUUCAAGUUUUACGCGGUUCACACGCUAGUAUAGAACGCGACAAUUGUUAGUGCAACAAAAUACUCAUAGACAUCUACUAAUACAACAACAAAUACACAACAUGGGUUCGAUGCUCUGCAAGGAAUACAAGACGACGGGAAAAGUAACCCCAAAGCCGGAACAGGCAACAGGUGCCGUUGGUUCUUAUCAGUCGAAGUGCAGCACGGAGAAGAUGUCGCCAUCAAAUGUGGAAGAUGUUGAAUACACGGCGCCCGUUGCCGUUUGCAAGACCACCGAUCUUGCCGACAACGAGAUGAAGCAGCUGGAAUUCGACGCGGACACCAACAUAUUGGUGGUAAAGCAGAAUGGACGCUUCCAGGCGGUCGGUGCCAAGUGCACGCAUUUCGGAGCUCCGAUGCAUACGGGCGCCUUGGGUCAGGGACGCGUGCGUUGUCCCUGGCAUGGGGCCUGCUUCAAUCUGGAGACGGGCGACAUUGAGGAUUUCCCCGGUCUCGAUUCGUUGCCCUGCUACAAGGUCGACGUGAGCGAUGGUCAGGUCUUGGUGCGUGCCAAGCAUAGUGAUUUGGCCAAAAGCAAACGUUUCAAGAACAUGGUUAAGCGCGAUCCCGUCGACGAGCGUUGCUUCAUCGUUGUGGGCGGCGGACCGUCGGGCGCCGUUUGUGUGGAGACACUGCGUCAGGAGGGCUACACGGGCCGAUUGAUCUUUGUGUGUCGCGAGGACGUCUUGCCCUAUGAUCGUGUCAAAGUGUCGAAGGCAAUGGGCCUGAAGAUUGAGGCAUUGCAAUUCCGUGACGAACAAUUCUACAAGGAUCACGACAUUGAGUUGUGGUUGGGCGUUAGCGCCGAUCAAUUGGUCACGGCCAGCAAGGAACUGCAUUGCUCCAAUGGCUAUGUGGUGAAGUACGAUAAGAUCUACAUUGCCACCGGUUGUUCGGCCUUUAAGCCCCCGAUUCCUGGCGCUGAUUUGCAGAAUGUGAUGACGGUGCGUGAUUUUGCUGAUGCCAAAAAGAUUGCCGCUUCCAUCACACCAGAGACGCGUGUUGUUUGCCUCGGCUCCAGUUUCAUUGCCCUCGAGGCGGCCGCAUUCCUCGUCUCGAAGACGGCCAGCGUGACGGUCGUGGGACGUGAAAAUGUGCCACUGAAAGCAGCGUUUGGCGAACAGAUCGGUGCACGCAUGCUCAAGUUGUUCGAGGACAACAAAGUCCACAUGCAAAUGGAGAGCGGCAUCACGGAGAUUAUUGGCAACGACGAUGGCAAAGUCGUGGAGGUUCAACUCACGGAUGGCUCCCGAUUGCCGUGUGAUCUCUUGAUCAUGGGCACCGGCUCCACGCUCAACACACAGUUCAUGGCCAAGUCUGGAGUGAGGCUGAACAAGAACGGUUCGGUGGAUGUCACCGAUUUCAUGGAGAGCAAUGUGCCCGAUGUCUAUGUGGGCGGUGAUAUUGCCAAUGCGCACAUUUAUGGCUUGUCGCAGUCGCGUGUCAACAUCGGACAUUAUCAGUUGGCGCAAUAUCAUGCUCGCAUCGCUGCGAUCAAUAUGUGCGGUAGUGUCAAGAAGGCUGAAUCGGUGCCGUUCUUCUUUACGAUGGUCUUCGGCAAGGGCAUACGCUAUGCUGGACAUGGCGCCUACACCGAUGUCGUCAUCGAUGGCAGCCUCGAGGAUUUGUCCUUUGUCGCGUAUUUCAUCAAUCAUGCCGACACUGUCACUGGGGUGGCAUCGUGUGGUCGUGAUCCGGUUGUCGCCCAAUUCGCCGAACUCUUGUCGCAGGGCAAGUGCUUGGGUCGCAAUCACAUUGCGAACCCCGAGAAUCGUCAGGCGUGGACGUCGAUGCUCACAGAGCCGCUGCCCAAAGUGCGCUAGGAUAACUUCAACUACUUUGCUCACUAUAUAAAUACAUAUAUAUACAUAUAUACUUAUUGUUACAAUUUGUUAAACCGUACGGGAUCAAAAGCGACACAUCCAUCCCAGAUUAGAGGGGGCGUCAACAGUAUUUUUUGUAUUAUCUCCACCCAACAAAUUAUUUGCUCUAUUUUCGAAUUCAAUGUCAUGAGUGUGUGUUGUAAUGUAUUAACUCUGCUUGUACCAAAGCAAAUUGAGAUUUGUACAAUAAAUACGUUGCAUUUUCUUAAAA